AUGAUGCCUCUUAUACGAACCGGCAGACUCAUCGCGGCUCGGUGUCUGGACAUCCCAAUCGAUUUAAUUCACAUCGAGGAGACGGCCACGGAUAAGGUGCCGAACGCCUCCCCGACAGCGGCCAGUGUUGGCUCGGAUCUGUGCGGAGUGGCAGUCCAAAACGCUUGCGACCAGUUGACGGAACGGCUAAAGCCCUACAAGGAGAAGCUGGCCGAUAAAACAUGGAAAGAAUGGGGAGCGGAAUUAUUUGGAUACUGUGUAUACGGGACGGCUUGUUGCGAGGUGGAAGUGGAUUGUUUGACUGGAGAUCACAGGCUCCUCUCUACGCACAUUGUAAUGGACAUUGGAGACUCGCUAAAUCCUGCUAUUGACAUCGGCCAAAUCGAAGGAGCAUUUAUCCAGGGCUACGGAUUGUUCACGAUGGAAGAGAUCCGGGUUCGACCAAAUGGAAUGAGAUUGACAAGAGGGCCCGGAAACUAUAAAAUCCCGUCGGCUGAUGACGUGCCCAGGGACUUCCACGUGGCUCUUUUGAAGGGCUCCUCCAAUCCGUCGGCGAUUUUCGCGAGCAAAGCCGUGGGAGAGCCGCCGCUAUUCCUGGGAGCUACCGUAUUCUUCGCGGUUCGGGAGGCCAUCCGAGCGUAUCGCAUUCAGAAUGGCAAAAAUGACUACUUCCGCUUCGACUCCCCGGCCACACCAGAAGCCAUUCGAAUGGCUUGCGAGGACGAAUAUUUGGAAAAGAUCCCCACCCUUCCGGAAGCCGGCACCUUCACCCCGUGGACCGUUCCCCUC
This is a messenger RNA of Mesorhabditis spiculigera, 789 nucleotides long. Lineage: Eukaryota; Metazoa; Nematoda; Chromadorea; Rhabditida; Rhabditidae. The record is from the annotation of a GenBank genome assembly.